Messenger RNA from Daucus carota subsp. sativus, 1163 nucleotides. RefSeq lists its product as uncharacterized. The record is from RefSeq and is a predicted model, not a curated record. The coding region runs from base 169 to 843 and encodes 224 amino acids. NCBI's taxonomy places the organism in Eukaryota, Viridiplantae, Streptophyta, Magnoliopsida, Apiales, Apiaceae. Gene Ontology annotation, cellular component: cytoplasm; eukaryotic translation initiation factor 3 complex. Gene Ontology annotation, molecular function: translation initiation factor activity. The transcript is spliced from 7 exons.
UAAUUCAAUAACUCCUCUUUCGACAAAUAUACAUAAAACAUUUAUAAAUAUAUUCCCCAAACCUCCUGUAAAGGGUAUAAGCUCUCAAGCAUAUACAUAUUUAUAACCCUAAUUUCAAGAAUCCCCAAUUCAAUUGAACUGUCUGAUAGUAAAGGCAAGCAAGGAGAGAUGGAUGAGUGGGAGGAUGAGCCUGCUCCACUGGUCCUGAAAAAGGAGCCUGUUAAGAGUCUAUGGGCUGAUGAAGACCUCGAUGAGGAUGAUAUCAAGGAAUCGUGGGAGGAUGAAGAUGAGCCUACUCCGGUGCCCGAGGCCAAACCCCCAGUUGAGAAGCCCCCAAAGAAAACUGUAGCAAAAGCCAAUGACAAGAAAGGGAAAACUGCUGAAGUAGUCAAGGAGGAACCACUGGACCCUGUAGCAGAGAAACUUCGACAGCAGAGGCUUGUUGAAGAAGCAGACUAUAGAAACACUGCCGAAUUAUUUGGUAAAAAAAGUGGUGAUGACAAGUCUCUUGAUAUUUUUAUUCCUAAAUCAGAAAGCGAUUUCUUGGAAUAUGCGGAGCUCAUUUCACAUAAACUUCGUCCAUAUGAGAAAAGUUUCCAUUAUAUCGGGUUGCUCAAAUCUGUAAUCAGAAUGUCAAUGACAUCUCUGAAAGCAUCUGAUGCAAAAGAAGUUGCGUCUUCUGUCACUGCCAUUGUAAAUGAAAAGCUAAAAGCAGAGAAAGAAGCUAAUGCUGGUAAAAAGAAGACAGGUGCAAAAAAGAAACAACUGAUUGUGGAUAAGCCAGAUGAUGAUGCUGUUGUCAGCAACUUAGAUUCGUCUUAUGAUGAUUUUGAUUUCAUGUAACUUUUAGGCAGAAUCUUCUUGUUACUUUUGCCAAUAUGAGCUGGAGACAUCAAUUUUGCAAUUACAGUGUUACAAGGGAAGAUCAUCUGAAGCCUUUUUCUCUCAGAAUUUGGACACCGACAACUUCAUAUCUAGAUUUUUUUAUUUUUUUUUUGUGGUUCAGAAAUGUGUACUUGCUUGUAUGUUCAGUGAUAACACUGUAGUCAUGUGUAUGAAUCAAACCUAAAAUUACCCGACUUUUAUGAUCCUUCCCUAAGUUUCGAAAGUUUUGAAUCUCUAUUGAGUUGAAAAUACAUGUUAAUGCAAGUUUUUGCUGCUGA